AUGUCCAUGCAUGACCACGUCCAAAAGACUCGUCACCACGCGUCGUAUACUGUGUCCAAGGUCAUUGUCAUGGCCUCCCAGGUGCACGUGUUUGGGUUCGGCAUGUGCGAAGGAACGACGGGCUAUUGCCUUACGCGAGCCAAGCCCUCCACGCUCGAGGAGGCAUUCGCUUUUGUGUUGCUUAGGACUACGUGGUGGCAACAUUCUAUGCACGUGCACUGUCCGCUAAAGCUGGGAAAUCUGCGCUUGAGCCAAUGGAGAUCAACGUCAUCGAUGCGUCAAACAACCGCCAACAUCAUAGCACAUCGUAACAGUGGUCGAGGCGGUCGAUCCUUAAACUGCUUCUGUCGACGGAAGGUCGAUCACCGCGCACCAGCGUUAGCGGCAGUGCUUGCGCAUGCUGAUGCCGAGCCUGUAUCUGCCGACCAGCCAAAAUUCGGUCUGGGUCAGUAG
This is a messenger RNA of Plasmopara halstedii, 453 nucleotides long. RefSeq lists its product as hypothetical. The transcript has a single exon. Lineage: Eukaryota; Oomycota; Peronosporomycetes; Peronosporales; Peronosporaceae. The record is from RefSeq and is a predicted model, not a curated record. Bases 1 to 453 code for a protein of 150 amino acids.